Molecule: messenger RNA, 2682 nt
Organism: Symbiodinium sp. CCMP2456
Lineage: Eukaryota; Dinophyceae; Suessiales; Symbiodiniaceae
Source: the annotation of a GenBank genome assembly
AUGGGCGGCAAGAAACGGGUCAGCAACCAGAGUGCGCGUGUGAACGACGAGAGACCCGUCAGGAGAAAAUCCUCCGGAAGCCUCGAGACAUCGCCCCAGCCUCCGCCUGAUGUGUCAAAGGCUUUUGUGCUGUUCCCCCCGCUCCAACGCGCGGUCGAGGUCUUCGAAAGCUGGUGGGAGGAACACCAGGAUGUGGAGGGCAUUAUGAAGGCCCUCUGGCCCGACCCCGAUUCCCAGAAGGCAUGGGUGAUGAAGCUUGACCAGCUCUUCCCUCCUGAAGACGGUGUGCAGUAUCUGCAGGCCCAGUGGGGAGAUCAUGGGCCCAAGUUCUUGAGACCGUGGCACUGGGGAUGGACCAAAGCGUGUGGCAACAAGGGCACAGUCACCAAGGAGAACUUCUUGUACUUGCUGAAAUCUGUGAUGGUGAAAGGAAUGGUCACAGACUCAUUGCAGGCAGGCAUUGAGCUUCCCCUCAUCAUGCCUGCUCGAGCUACCUUCAAAGACGACUUCUGCAGCACGGUGACUGUGAACGAAGACCUGGCCCCGGCCUUCUCGGUCCAUGAGAUCAAAGGAUGGAGCCGGGCGACUGCAAUGUACCUUGCAGUUGCUGCCGCUGAGAAAGCCGGCAUCUUGGACGACUACAUUGGCUUCCUCACGUCAAUGGGGGGCCUUUUCGCCUUUCAGACGCAGGUGGCGAACUACAUGAACAUCCCUGAGGGGAAGGAUGAGAUCGACAUCAACCGCGAUGUCACCCUGGUGUCGGUGAUGAGCAGAUCGAAGCCGAAUUGCUUUACGUAUGUGCACCAGAUCGACAAGCGGGUCCAACUCUACGAUUAUGACCCGAGACAGCAGCUGGCCACAUUCAAAGAAGCUGCUACGCAAUUCAACUUGUCAAGAGGAGAGUCCGAUGCGGUGGAGAACUUGCUGCUACAUAUCUCCCCAGCGAGCCGAGAGAUGCUGACCAAAAUGUCGUCAACUUUUGGCAUGGUGAGAGGCCCGAUCACGCACUCGGGCAUCGCUUCGAGAGCACUGCGAAACAACUUUCACCGUGAGUCGGGCAUCGACUUCUACCAAGACAAGCUGGGCAACGCUGAGGGGACUGUGGAACUCAUGCUCUCCCGGGUGCACAAGGACUAUAUCAACACGGCCGUUGGAAUGCGAGCGUCUGCUGGCGAUGACAGGAUUCAGCAGCUGCAGAAGAUCUGUCGAAUGUUCCAGUUGUUCUUGGAGCUCUUGGAGACAAAGCUUUCGGAAGAGGCGAGCUGUCACUUAGUCUUCAGGGCCGAGCGCCCCAACCUGGUGGAGUCCUUCAUGGCCGGCAGCUUCGACGAUGAGCUGCUCGAACAAGCAGAGAAACUCCCUGUCCCUCUCGACUGCGCCGCCCUCGCGGAGUUCCGACACUUGACGCAACGUGCGGCGAACCAGCUCAGGAGCGAGGAGCUCAGAAAGAAGAAAGAGCUUCAGGUGCAGGUCGACAAGGCCUCGAUUGAGAGCCUCACGGAGCAAAUGACGCAGGACGUCGAGGCCUUGAAGGUGUAUGACAAAGGUCUUGCCGAAGCGAAAGAGCUGUGGGGUGAUAUGGUGCAAUCAUACAAAAGGAAUCGUCGGAACAAGGGCUUGGCAAGAGUCGAGGACAUCAUGAACACACGCCUGAGCGUGCAGAUUUUAGAGGUGGGCCCGAAUGGUGGGUUCAAGUCCAUCCCCCGGCACUAUGGCCUCUUCAAGAAUGGUGCGGCCAAGGACAUGGACAUCAAGGACAUCGUCGAUGCCGACACGGAGACGAUCUGCAUCAUCGACCUCGCUUUCAAAACCCUUCCGCUCCCCAGUGUUCAAGAGAUGAUCAAGGCUGCCAGUGACAUUUGCCACCAGUCGUGCCAAAACUGUCUUUUGAUCAGAUUGCCAACAAAGACCAAAGCAACCACGAUGACAGCGCACCUCAACUUGACAAGGAAAAUCGAAGACGCUUUGCUAGCAAACUCCUUAAACCCAGAGUAUCACAUGACAGCGGUCUUCGAUGUCACGACGCUGCACGGGGGUGACUCACGAGAAGGAGUUGCGAGGUUUCGUCUGUGUCUGUCGGAGAACUUUGAAGGAUCGCCGUGGCUGACACACCUGGUGAGCAAGAACCAUUGGACGGUGGAAAAGGUGCCGCUCGUCUCUUACAAGGAUAUGAGGCUUGUGCCUCACGCGGAUGCGCAAGAGCAGUGCGACGUCAUUGGGGUGAUUGUCGUCGACCCAACACCCGGGUAUGGCGAUGUCAUCGAUGCGGUGUGGGCCCUGAACCAAGCCUGGGAGAAAGGAGCCGACAUGCCUUUGUUCGUCGGCAUCAACUUCUACUGGCCCGGCAACGACUCCGAAAAAUCCAAGGCUGCAGGCAUGACUUCGUAUGUCAAAGGCCUUUUGAUGAGGACCUGGUGGGAAACCUGUCAGGAGGCAGGGGACGCCGAACCCAGGCGAACAGAUGCAACGACCGUACACCGGCCAACCUUACAGGUCCUGACGUGGGACGGCAUGAAGGCAGUCGUUCCCGACAUGGUGAAAGAGAGGUUCAGAGAUGCGGAGGAUGACGUGCGCAGCGAGUGGACGGUCUUGUGCAAGACAGUUCAGGACAGCACUGCAUCUAAGCUUAUUAUAAGGUUUGCAAUCAUACAGCCCCUGCAGCUUAAUGUGCUUAGUGUGUGA